CAGAGCCGUCGGUGCUCCGCUCGUCUGUAUCGUCGGGACUUGGAAAGUGGCCGGGCGGGGGAGACAGGCAGCCAAGCUUGAGAUUCAGGGAAGAUGGGAAUAAGUCGUUGUCUCCGAAUAUCUCCUUUGUGAGCCUUCAGAGCCCUGGUGUAACGUUCAGGACAACUUGCCGUACAUUGUGUUUUGUACAUUUUCCGUUGUGGAACCCAGCAGCGCUAGCUAGCUUAGCAGCCAACCGCUGGUAGUGUCAGACACACAGGUACGGGAGAGGAGAGGAGGGGUUGGUGACAAAGGAAGGUGGCGAGGUAACGAUGAACCGCUUUCGAAAGUGGCUGUAUAAGCCCAAGAGGACGGACCCCCAGCUCCUGGCCCAGUUCUACUACGCUGAUGAAGAGCUGAACCAGGUGGCUACUGAGCUGGACAGCCUCGACGGCAGGAAGGACCCUCAGAGAUGUACCCUGCUGGUCAACCAGUUCCGAUCCUGUCAGGACAAUGUGUUGAACAUUAUCAAUCAGAUCAUGGAUGAAUGUAUCCCCAACGACCGGGCCAACAGAGACUUCUGUGUCAAGUUCCCCGAGGAGAUUCGUCAUGACAACUUGGCAGGGCAGCUGUGGUUUGGGGCUGAGUGUUUGGCUGCCGGCUCCAUCAUCAUGAACAGGGAGAUAGAGAGCAUAGCUAUGAGACCCCUGGCUAAGGACCUUACUCGCAGCCUGGAGGAGGUACGCAACAUCACCAGAGACCAGGCCCUGAGAGACCUCAACUUGUACACAGACCGCAUGAAGGACGCAUUGCGACAUUUCGACAGCCUUUUUGCUGAGUUUGAGCUCAGUUAUGUGUCAGCCAUGGUGCCUGUGAAGUCUCCCAAAGAAUACUACGUACAGCAAGAGGUGAUUGUGCUCUUCUGUGAGACUGUGGAGAGGGCUCUGAAACUGGGCUAUCUUACACAGGACAUGAUCGAUGACUAUGAACCUGCAUUGAUGUUUACAAUUCCCAGACUAGCCAUUGUGUGUGGGCUGGUUGUGUAUUCAGAGGGGCCUCUCAACCUACACCGAAAAUCAGAGGACAUGUCUGAGCUCUUCCGGCCUUUUCGCACUUUAUUGAAGAAAAUCAGAGACCUGCUACAGACGCUGACUGAAGAGGAGCUGAUGACACUGGAGAGGAAUCUGUGUAUCUCUCAGGACUGGGAGUUGUCCACAGGCCAGGGGCUGGCUACAAACAGUGUACCAGCACCGGUCCAAGAGAAUCACUCAUCCUGCAUCCCCGCUAAUGACACCUCCAGUGGGGAGAGCGAGGGGGAGCAGGAGCACCUGGCUCUGCAUGUCUGUUCCAGCCAAGAGGAGGAGCUGGCAGAAGUGAGAAAGGGCUGGGAGGAGGUGGAGACCGAGAAGGGGGAGGAGGAGCAGGAGCAGGGCCUGUUAUGUGAGGAGGCAGAGGAGGCUGAGCUGGCCUGCUCCAUGCAGUAUGAUGAGGAGGAACUGGAGCAGCUCAACAUGAUGGUGUACCUCGUAGGAGACGAGAUGUCCACCCUGCUGUCGCCCCCCAGUCAGGGCCAGUCCCCAGCCCACAAUCCCAACAGAGGAGAGGCAGGAGGCUCAAGUGGGGCUUCCAGCACUGACGCGUCUCCCCGCAGGCUUCUGGGGGUCCGCGGAAGGACAGGCAUCUAUGUAGAGGAGGAGGACAGGGUUUUCUUCAUGGAGGACUUGGACGCAGCAGGAGACGGCAUCACCAGCAUCUCAAGAGAGGCCUAUAGUUGCAUUGCCUCUCCUCCCAAAGCAUCGGGCGCUGCUCGUCCUGUGCAGCGCAAACCGGGACCACAGCCAGACUCUGUUAGGAACGGCUGGUACUCUGAGACCCCAUCAGAGCAGCCAUGCCCACAGCCACGCAGCCAGAACACACUCUGUCAUAAUGCAAAGCUCCCACCAUGCACCACGGCCCCUGGCUCUGAACCUCUGCCUUACACAAAUGGGUGGGAGAUGGGUUUAGAGGGCCCAGCUUCUGAAACUGCCGAGGUCAUCGCCCACCGUAUGGGUGGGAUGAAGCUGUCUGCCACGGUCAUCUUCAACCCUCGCUCCCCGAGCUUGACGGAGCUGGCUGUGGACAAGCUGCUGCUGCCGCGGCCCACUCCCUCUGAGAUUGAGCCCUGCAGCCCUCUGGUGGCCACUCACUGCCUGCUUAACUCGUGUGUCUGCUGCGGGAGCUGUGAAGAUGGCCACGAGGAUGCCAUCAGCACAGAGACCACCGGACUCGGUUUAGGGCUCGCCCUGGGACUGGAUACACACUCUAAGACCGCAGCUCCCAGCACUGUCAUCCAGUCUUCUGCUUGCCGGGCGCCCCUGCGAGGUCACGAGCCUCACAGUAAGGGUGAGCUCGCCCAGGUGACUCCACCAUCUUCCCGCAGCUCUGCAGAGCCACUGGAAGGGGAUUCAAACUCCCAGCUCUGUGAGAAGUGCCUGGCGGUGGCUCCGGGGCCAGGGCAUCAUGCUCAGGACUGUAGCUCCAUCGGAGGGGAUGGAUCGUCUCUGUGCAACCACCAGCUGAGGACUGAAAAGAGGCAGCAGGCCAGUGGAGGCCGACAGAGGGAUAAGGAGAUGGAUAAAGACAAGCCAGGAACUAAAGACUUGAAGAGGGACACCAAAGAGGACAGCAGGAGGAGCUCCAGUUUUCAGAACUCUCCCCUCAGCUCUGUGUCAGGUAGUGACUGUGAGAGUGUGUCGGUCACCACAUGUAGUCUGUCAAGCAGUUCAUACACUCCCAGCCCUGUGAGCAGUCUGACGCCCAGUUCGGGGACAUCAGAAGACCUGGACCAUCAGGAGAUCCAGCUGGCUCUGGAAGACGCAAAGGUGGCCGCCAGGAACAAGAUCCGAUCACGCUUCCACAGCAGCAGUGACCUCAUCCACCGUCUCUUUGUUUGUAUAUCAGGUGUUGCUGAUCAGCUGCAGACCAACUAUGCUAGUGACCUUCGCAGCAUCCUCAAGACCCUGUUUGAAGUUAUGGCGACCAAGUGUGAGGAGGGAGACAAUGAUAAGCAAAAGAAAGCAGGUCCAGUUCUGCGUAGCGCUGUGCUGGAGGACUGUGCUCUCUGUCAGGAGACCAUUUCUUCAUCAGAAUUGGCAGCCAAGGCGCGGGAGGGCCAGUUCGAAGACCCUCCUGACUGGGUCCCCGAUGAAGCCUGCAACUCCUGCAUUGCUUGCAAGGCUCCCUUCACUGUCAUCCGCAGGAAGCAUCACUGUAGGAGCUGUGGAAAGAUCUUCUGCUCUCGCUGCUCCUCCCACUCCGCACCAUUACCCCGAUAUGGCCAGGUGAAGCCCGUCAGAGUGUGCACACACUGCUACAUGUUUCACGUCACGCCCUUCUAUAGCGACAAGGCCAGCAUCUGACCCCAGGUCAUCACAGAAAGCACACAGUCCGCCACAACAAGAUCAUAUGCAACAGACAGAUCCACGACUGUGUACAACGCAAAUGCCACACUGCUCUUGUGAAAUUUCAAUGGACGUCAUCGUUCCUGCUAAGCAAGGCUUCAGAGUAAGACCAUUACAGAUGACAGAGCAGAGAGACCAGUCAUGCAGCCACCGAGUGAUGAUGAGACCUGUUUAUGAGAGACGCUGGUGCCUCAGUGGGAACCACAGGGUUUGUGUUUCUGUGCCCAGCCAACACAAAUGGUUCACAAAUGCCUGUCUGAUUAUAGAGGUGCAAAAGAGAAAGGGAAUGAACACGCAAUAACAGAUUUUGAACUGGCAUUGUGCAACAGUGUUCUGUAGCAGUUUGCAACACAAAAUCAGAACAGGCCACUUUGUUUUUUUUUUGGUUUUGGUUAUUUUUCCUGCUUUAAUUGUAAAUGAAAGGACUUGUGACAUAUUUUCCUAUGCUUUAGCGAGCUUCCUACAUUUGUGCCAGAGCUCCCUCGGGACUCGGAUUACUCAGAAGAAUGUAAGUCAUGAUCACCAUGUAAAUAAGGAUAAUUCUGGUAAUAGCUACACUACAAUGUCUUCAGUAAACGGUUGCUAUAUAUGGGAACUGGAGAGCGAUCAUCACCAGGCUACCAGUCCCAGUGAAGCAAAAAUGAAAAACAGCUUUUAUAUUGAGAUUCCUUCAUGUUUUAAUGCCAAUGAAUGUGUUAUUCUGUACCACUUUGAGAAAUAGGGUCUAGAUUCCAACAAGUCUGACCAUUCAGCUCUUGACGGUAAUGGGCUGUGCCCAGCGCUUUUACAGUUGCACCGUGGCAUGUUUAGUUUUCUCUGGGGACUCCACUGCACACUGAGAUGGAUAAAAGGGAUUCCUUAGUCAUCACUAACAGGUCUUGAAGGCCCCCUAGUGGAGAGUUUUCCUCUCCUCACUCAGCGCUCUCAUCCCCAUGAUGUGUACAAUUUGUUUCGGACCACAGGCCUUCUCAGGUGCUGGCCUACAGACUACAGGCCAAUUAUUCCCCCUUUGGUUUUCCCUCCCUCACGCUUGUUAUAGUGCAAUAUUGUGACUACAAAAUACAAUGGUCCUGCCCACUUUAUAGGCAGUCCUUCUCUCUUUAAAUUGUAGUUUUAGGCCAUUUCUGAAGAGAAAAGCUGUGCCGAUUUGUGUUUACACUAAAUUAUUUCCAUCUUUGGCUCUGGUGGUACUGUCAGGCUGGAACAGAUACUUAGUUUCCAGAUCGACAUCAUUUGUACCUGACUUCCUUUCUGUUCUUGAAUCUGUUUCCACAAACUAUCUUCCAUGCUCUUAAUACAUGACAGUUGGUACAUCUGAAUGGUCUGACCAUAUGGACCUUUGAGCAGCAACAAUAUUAUAUCAUAUUAUGUCCAUUCUGCUCUGACUUAAAGCAGUUUCUCAGGCAUUACAUAAUCAGAAUCACUCACUACUGUUGGAUAAAUCUUAUUUUCAUCAAAGAGCAUAUAAACUCACUUUGAAAAGGUAUGUUUUUUUUUCUUUUAUAAAGAAUAAAAAUAAGGUAUGAAGCUAUAAUUACUUUUAUG
This is a messenger RNA of Toxotes jaculatrix (banded archerfish), 4964 nucleotides long. RefSeq names its product zinc finger, FYVE domain containing 28 (gene zfyve28). Gene Ontology annotation, cellular component: early endosome membrane. Bases 312 to 3377 code for a protein of 1021 amino acids. The record is from RefSeq and is a predicted model, not a curated record. The transcript has 14 exons. Gene Ontology annotation, biological process: negative regulation of epidermal growth factor-activated receptor activity. Lineage: Eukaryota; Metazoa; Chordata; Actinopteri; Toxotidae. Gene Ontology annotation, molecular function: metal ion binding.